This is a messenger RNA of Folsomia candida, 6396 nucleotides long. It is a transcript of the gene Dp1, whose product is annotated as vigilin. Gene Ontology annotation, molecular function: mRNA binding. The transcript is spliced from 36 exons. The record is from RefSeq and is a predicted model, not a curated record. Lineage: Eukaryota; Metazoa; Arthropoda; Collembola; Entomobryomorpha; Isotomidae. Gene Ontology annotation, cellular component: cytoplasm; nucleus. The coding region runs from base 265 to 4110 and encodes 1281 amino acids.
UUGUAAAGUCCAGAGUAAACUUGGAGAGGAGGAUGGAAAGAAUAGCAGGCGGAGAGGAAUUGGAUGAUGAUGAUGAUAUGCCACAUACACACACGUCUCAUCCACAGUCACUGCGAAGACGUUGCACUGGUUUGACCUUUUGAGCGGUUCAAACCUCUCGCACAGCAAAUUCACGUUAACACUGGAGCUACAAACGUAGCAUAACCGGACGGAUUUUUGACGGGAAUACAGUACUAGUUACUGUAACGACUCGGCUCGUGUGCAAUGGACCCAGGACCAUCGUCAUCCGUAUUGACGGACUUCCGUGAGGCCAGACCACAUGACCAACCACAGUAUGAUGAGGCGUUCCCUGCCCUCCCUCCAAACCCAUCGGGACCUAACUCGGGUCCAACAUCUGGCCUGAGCUCCCCAGGCGCUAAUAACAAAUGGUCGCAAAAAAUGCGCAUAGGAUCCAACACUGUCACCAGUGUCUUCCACAUUCCAUUCGAAGAACGAAGCGAUCGGGGACAUGGUGAACGCUUCGGAGAAAUGGAUGCGCUCAAGGCUUGUGGAGAAAUCAUCAAGCAGUCUGGAGCUCACAUUGAGCUGUCAAGUUCAUCCCGAGACCAAUCUUUGACCUUUCUUGUCACUGGCAAGCAGAGCAGCGUGGUUGAAGCCAAACGUGAAAUACUUCAGCGCUUCCAAACCCAAGCUCAGAAGCAAAUCAAUAUUCCCAAGGAACACCACCGUUUUAUCCUUGGAAAACAAGGUCAAAAGCUCAACGAAUUGGAGAAGACCACUGCUACUAAAAUUUCCAUCCCACGACCCAAUGAUGACUCCAACAUGAUCACUAUCGUUGGCCCGAAGGAGGGAAUUGAAAAGGCUGAGCACGAAAUUCGUUGGAUUUCUGAUGAGCAGUCCAAACAAGCCUCGGAGCGAAUUUCCGUGCCCAAAAAGUUCCAUCCGUUCAUCCUUGGUCCAUUUGGAGAGAAAGUUGGGAGUUUGAUUGCUGUGACGGGGGCGAGGAUCAAUAUUCCACCCGUCUCUGUGAUGAACGACGAAAUUUCUGUGGUUGGAGAAAAGGAGGGCGUCGCAAAAGCUGUUCAGGCAAUCAAAAACGACUUGGAAGUCUUUAAAAAAUACGUUACGGUGUCCGUGGAAGUUCGGAAAACCCAGCACAAAUACAUCAUCGGGAAACAACGCAUAACAAUCAACGAGAUUUUGAGGGAAACUGGUGUGAGUGUUGAAAUUCCCCCAUUAGAAUCUCCAAGUGAGACCAUUUCUCUCCAUGGACCUGCUGAAAUUCUCGGCUCUGCCUUAACUGUUGUCUACGAGAAAGCCAACAGUAUUAUUACUCGUACUGUCGACGCUCCAGCCUGGGUUCACAAACAUGUAAUUGGGAAGAAGGGAUGCAACAUCCAAAAGAUCACCAGCAGCUACCCCAGGGCUCAUGUCGAAAUCAUGGACAGUCAGAAUCAGAUUGUCAUUGAGGGGCCGCCGGAGGACGUGGAACCUGUUACUCUCCAAUUGCAAGAAUGUGUGAAAAACCUCAUUGACAACAUGUCUUUCAAGGAUAUUUCCGUUGACCCAAAAUAUUACAAGCAUAUCAUUGGGAAGAACGGAACCAACAUCAACCGGUUGAAAGAUGACACGGGUGUAAUCAUUUCCGUCCAAGAUGCACAGUCUUCAGGACAAAUGGCAAACAUUCACUUGGAGGGAACACGCGUGGGGGUUGAGCAAGCGAGCAAGCACAUUCUGGACCAAGUGAAUAAAUUGGAGAGUGAAAAGGAGAAGGACCUCAUCAUUGAACACCGCUUUCACGGAAAUCUUAUUGGUGCCAAAGGAGCAGGGAUUAGAGAGAUUAGGGAAAAAUUCAAUCAGGUUCAAAUCAAUUUUCCAACCCCUGAUGAAAGGCGGGAUGUUGUUACUGUUCGUGGUCCAAAGGAUGAUGUCGACAAGUGCUGCAGCUACAUGACAAAGCUUUACAAGGAGAUGGUGGAGAACUCUUUCCAACUGAAGGUUCCCAUUUUCCCUCAGUGCUAUCGUUUAGUCGUUGGAAAGGGUGGUGCUAACAUACGAAAGAUUCGCGAAGAAACCAACACGCGUUUUGAUUUGCCUCCGCUGGCAGAAGGGAAAAGCAAAACGGAAGCUGAGAUUAUUGUCAUCACUGGCAGAAAAGAGAAUUGUGAGGCGGCUCGUGAUCGCCUCUUGAGCCUGCAAAACUCUGUGGCCGACGUUGUGGAAAUUGACGUGAUGAUUCCCAGCAAGUUCCACAACUCCCUCAUUGGUGUUGGAGGAAAGGUUAUUCAAUCAAUUUCGGAUGAUUGUGGAGGCGUACAUAUCAAGUUUCCUGAUUCCAAAACAAAGUCGGAUCGCGUGCAAGUGAUGGGGCCCAAGGACAUGGUGGAAAAGGCUAAGAACAUUUUGGUUGAUUUAAGCAAAGACAAAGAAAUUAGUGGCCACGUGGAGAUUCUUAUUGCCAAACCUCAACACCACAAGUUUCUCAUAGGAAAGAGUGGUGCCAAUAUUAAGAAGAUUCGUGAAUCGACUAAUGCGCGGAUAGUUUUCCCCGGUUCAUCCGAAGGAAAUCAGGAAGCCAUCACAAUCAUAGGAAAGAAGGAAAAUGUUGCCAAUGCUAAACAGCAGCUGAUGGAUAUCAUUAAGGAUUUGGAAAAAACAGUUGAAUCCGAAAUGACUGUCGACCCACAAUAUCAUCGUCAUUUCGUGCUCCGUCGUGGAGAGAUUCUUCGGCAAAUUGCGGACGAAUUUGGGGGUGUAUCCGUGUCUUUUCCAAAGGUGGGAUCCAACUCAUCCAAGGUCAUCAUCAAAGGACCCCCCGAGUGUGUGGAUGCCGCAAAACAGCGUAUCUCUUCAAUUGCUGAUGAUUUGAGCAAGCGAGUCAACAUUGAUGUUGUCAUCGAGCAAAAACAUCACAGAACUAUCAUGGGAUCACAAGGAAGUAAAGUGAAACAAAUUCAAUCUGACCACAAUGUGGAUAUCAAGUUUCCCGAGCGUCCCGACGACCAUGAUGAAGAGCAGCAUAUUCCGGAACAAAAUGGAGAUGGUGCGCGAGCUUCCGACAUUAUCCGAGUUUCCGGGCGGCCUGAGAAUUGUGAAGCCGCAAAGAACGCUCUUUUGGAACAAGUGCCUAUUAUUAUUGAAGUCGAUAUUCCGUUCAAGAUGCAUCGUCAUGUGAUUGGCCAGAAAGGGAAAGACGUCCGUGAGCUCAUGAAAAUUCACGAUGUUCACAUUCAAGUGCCAGCACCACCGAAGCAAGAUGAACAGGGUCAACAAGACCGGCCACCAUCAGACACAAUCAAAAUUUUGGGAUCACCAAAGAACUGUGCUGCCGCCAAGGAGGCAUUGCUCAAUUUGAAAGAAGACUUGGAAGGCAUGGAACGUGAUAGAGAAGCACGAUCAUUCAUUGUCAGGGUGCAAGUUGAUCCUGAAUUUCACCCAAAAAUCAUUGGAAAACAAGGUGCGGUUAUUGGCAAAAUUCGUGAUCAGUUUAAUGUUAACAUCCAGUUGCCCAGAAGAGAUAGUGAAGAACAGGACGUAAUUGUCAUCACGGGCUAUGAAGCUGAUGCCAACAACGCCAAAGAAGAGAUUUUAGGGAUUGUGAAUGAGUUGGUUCAACGCGAAAAGUUCCGCGAGGAAGUGGAAAUUGAUCAUCGUGUGCACUCACGAAUCAUCGGUCAACGAGGAAAAACUGUCCGACAAAUUAUGAAGGACUUCAAUGUUGACAUCCGCUUCCCUCGCUCCGAGUCUGGAAACCCCAACUUGGUUGUUAUAUCUGGUGGAGAGCAAGACAAAGUGUAUGAUGCUCGAGAUCAUUUGCUCAAUAUGGAGGAAGAAUAUAUCCAGGAUGUCACCGAAAAUGAGUAUAUGCAAAAAUAUCUUAAAAAGGAUUCCGACCAAAAUCAGGGAAAUCAUAAACAAAAGCAAAGCAAUGGUUUUGUUGUGAAGGGUGCCCCUUGGAACGCUCCUGACACCCAGAGCACCGUGGAUUUCCCCACUUUCGGCAAUGGACUAGCAUCUGCUGAAACUGAACCAAUGCCCGUUGCUGCUGCUCCGGUUGCUCCUGCUCCACGUCCCCUGAACUCGGCUUGGGGAGCACGGAAACACUUUUAAACCUCUAAAGACACCUAUUGAACAUCAUCAACGUAUAAGAACCCAACAGCCUCCUCAAAUCAAUCCCUGUCUAGCUGUUGGAACACCCCACCCUCACAUGUUGUAAUUAUAUAGUUACUAAGCUGACUAUUCACUGCAGGAUAAUGAAACAUAUUGAUCAAUAGCUAUCUAGUAUGUGACAUGGUUGAGUAAGUAUUCUAAUUCUAUGUAAGAAGACAAUAUACAUGUCAAUUGGACAAGAUGAGUUAUUGCUAGUUGAAAGGAUUAGUCAAUUCAAGCAAAGCCAACGUCAUACAGAUUUAGAAUACCUGAUCAAAACCAUGGUGGAGUUUGGCAGCAAACAUAAAAAAAUCAAUCUAUCUCAAACUUUCUCAUAUAAAAUGACAAAAUGAAAACAAGGAAAUCCGUGUCACUUACGAUGAUUAGACAACUUGGUAUUAUAUAUUUACCACUCUUUUCCUCCUCCUCCUCUGCUGACUGUAACGUUAACCUCCUAUAAUACUAUUUUCUAUCAACUCCAUAGGGUAAUUAUUUCUUAAAAAAACGACAAAAUUAUUGAGACUAUGACUAAGCUCCUGUAUCAUGAUCUUCAAAUAUGGUUGUUCGACCAACCAGCCACCUAUUACUGCUAAUUUACCAAUUAUUACGGUUGGUUAAUGCAUACUUUCCCUGUCAUGUCUUCCUGUCUACAUAACUAACUACAACUGGUAUUCCUACUCUUACUGGUUUCCGCUAGAAUAGAAACGAGUAACCUGGAUGUUUUCUAGCCUUAAUUUUCAGUACUGGUACAAAAGAUUCAAACAAAUUUGGAAGCCACGAAACUUCCUUUGAAUCAUUUAGUAAAAAAAUGCUAAAAACCCAACAAAAAUAUCGGAUACCAACGGCAAAAAAGUUUAUAUACAUACACACAAAACCUACCACAAGACUUAACGAAUAGUAAGGAUUGAAAACAGCCAACAGCGUACGUACGCGUAGUCUAGUUCUGAACGGAAACCGUUUUAUUGGGGAAUUUAUAACCAAAUUUAAACCUUUCUCCUUACGAGGAACCACGUGGUUUUACAUUAACGAAUUUGAUUUUGCUUGUUAUUUUGAUAUGUCCACGAGUUAGCAAUAAGUUAUAAGUUAGGUCCUAAGUAAGGAACAUUUAGGUUUUGUAGGGGUGUCACUAGUUGAGACUUGAUCCAUCCAUCCACCAAAUUGCAAGCUGAAUAAGGUGCGUUUUGACAAGCUUCGAGAAUUCUACAAUAAUAGAACGUUAGUUGCAUAUAUUACGCAGACAGAUAUUUUAUCUUGAAUUUAUUAUCAUAUAAUAUAUAUUAUGUUACUGAUCACUUAUAUCAGGUCACACGGCAAUAUGUCAUCAAUAAUUAUUAUUAUUAUUUGCUUUAUUUGAUUUAAGUAGCUGCUAUAUACCAACUCGUUUGUAGAAACAUAUUUAAAAACCUUAACCUUAUGAUGAUCAUGUCAAUCAAACAUUUAUUAGCGUUACAAGUUUUUUUUUGCUGCUUGGCAAACUUUACCAUAAGUUUGGGCAUAUAGUUUGGGUUAUCAGUUGUUGAUCAGAAUAUUAUGUUAUCGCCACAUUCAAUAAAAAUCAGAAAAUGUACAUUAUGUUGCUUUAUGUGUUUUUUUAAUAUUUUUUGCACGUUUAUUUUCAAGCAAAACCUUUCGAGGCUUAUCAUUUAGUGUAAAAAAAACUAACAAGUGAUGAGAUAAUGGAGAAGAGGAAGGAGAUAUUAAAAAAAUAUGUCAAUUAAUGUCGGACUGAUCGCUAUAUAUUUACACAAGUAUUGAAUUACUCGGUUUCCAAUUGUUGACGGAAGCUUAUACGACGCGGUAAUGAAUAACUAUACUCCCGACGUAGUAGGUAUAAAAAUGCUAUAUAAAAAUCGGUUAGUUGGCUAGUUUAGGAUUAAUUGGUAGGGCGGAGACUCGUGCUAUAAAAGUCUUACAGAAGUUAAGGAAGCCUGGCAAGUUCUUUCCACACAACGAAAAUGAAAUGGUAAUAGGAUGAUAAUUUACACAGAUUGUGUUUUUCUCACUCGAGCUCUAUUCCGCAUGACGGCGACAUGUAUUUAUUUAUUACUGGAGCUAAUUGGUGGGUGUGGUCGUCGGGUGAUUUGUUUCUAGGAACUAUUAUAUAAAUGACUCAAUAUGGAGCCCACGAAUAAUAUUGCAUACUAUUUUUGUAACACUUGAGACGAUAAAUGAAGAUAAGACGAGUUAAAAAUCAACGAUAAAAAAAUAACGCUGGUGUCAAUGAAAGAAUAAAUGAUUACAAAUGAA